AUGGUACAGCAGCAAGAACAAGAGGAUCAACAACAGCAACAACAACAUAUUCAGCUGGACCGACAACAGCAACAACAACAUAUUCAGCUGGACCGACAACAGCAACAACAACAUAUUCAGCUGGACCAACAACAGCAACAACAACAGAUUCAGCUGGAUCAACAACGACAACAACAAAAGGGGCAACAGCAACAAUCAAGUCAGAAACAGUCAUUUCUUCAAAAUCUACGAAAGUCAGUAUUUGUACGCGAGAUUGAGGGCCUUUCAUUAAAUUGGUGGUCAUCUGGUCGAAAGACAAAGAAUAGCAGUGUUGUUCCUAUUUUUGGUGAAGAUGAAUCAGAAAGUAGUCCGGCAACGACGACGGGUCAACAAGACCGUGAGGUUGGCAAUCAAAACCGUCAACUUUCCCCCGUCAUAGGUGUUGGAGGCGACUACACUAUUCAAACCUACUCAUCGCGUAAACACGUUCCUAUGCCAGAUUUUAGGGAUGUUGAAAACGAAAAACAACAUCAUUGGAACAAGAUUUAUCAAAUUCAAUCUUAUAAUCAUUCGAAACUUAUUCAAUUAGAACAUACAAAAACAGAGAUUUCCACAGCAUGUGAACAAAUACCUCCAGAGAAUAUGACACGUUUCAAUAGGACUAUCCAUUCAAUUCCAUUGUAUGUUGAGCAAAAUGUAGUCAUCACGGAAACGAUGGUCGAUCAGGCACAUCAAUUGGCCUUUCUACUUAUCAAUCUUGCCAUUCGUGUUUUCAAGAUCUCCAAAAAAACAUUACAUCUUUUUCGGGAUGUUGAUAGUGGUAAAAUAGCGUUCAAUUACGAAGGAGCGCUUUUUUUCAAUCUUCGUUAUUUUGAACAAAUCUUCGCCAANUGA
Molecule: messenger RNA, 873 nt
Organism: Adineta ricciae
Lineage: Eukaryota; Metazoa; Rotifera; Eurotatoria; Adinetida; Adinetidae
Source: the annotation of a GenBank genome assembly